CCGAUAUAGAAUGACAGCACAUUGCCACAAUUUAAAUGACGCUGCCUUUGCCUCUUUGGAAGGACAGGUCCUCCAGAGAGCACAGCCACAGUCCACCCUUGCACAAAGCGUCUUCACCAUGGCAUAUAAAGCUGCACACUUGGCCUUUAAGUCGCGCUGGCACAAGACAGACGAAGAACUCUGCCGGCACAGUAUGUCCUUCGUCUUGCAUACAGCAAUCCGUAAUGACUUCUUUCAGAGUUACCUUUAUCUGCUGGAAAACCUUCCCCUGGUGAAACUUUACGCUUUGACAAGUCAAGUUAUCAAUGGGGAGAUGCAGUUCUACGCCAGGGCCAAACACUUCUACCGCGAGGUACCAGCCACGGAAGAGGGCAUGAUGGGAGACUACAUUGAGCUCUCCAAUACAGACGUUGAAUCCUCCAGGGAGUUUCUCAGGAAGUUUGUUGGGGGGGUGGGGAAAGCUGGCACCAACCGCGCCCUGGACUGCGGCUCUGGGAUAGGUCGUAUAAGUAAGCAUGUCCUGCUACCAGUUUUCAAGAGCGUGGAAUUGGUGGAUAUGAUGGAGAAUUUCCUGGCUGAGGUCCCAAACUACCUGCAGGGAAAGGAGGACAGAGUAGAGAUGUAUUAUUGCAAAAGCCUCCAGGAAUUCACUCCAGCCCCACAAAGAUACGAUGUCAUCUGGAUUCAGUGGGUUUCAGGAUACCUGACAGAUAAAGAUCUCCUGGAGUUUCUUAUCCGGUGCCAGAGUGGCCUAAAGGAUAAUGGUGUUAUCAUUCUCAAGGACAAUGUAGCCAGGGAGGGCUGUAUCUUGGAUUGUCUGGAUAGCAGUGUGAUUCGAGACCUGAACAUCCUCCACAGCCUCAUUGAAAUGAGCGGACUCACCAUUCUACGGGAAGAGAGGCAGGAGGGAUUUCCCGAGCAGUGUGUCCCUGUCUGGAUGCUGGCCAUGCAGAAAGGCCCUGGCCAUUCCUGACUGCACAGGGAGCCCGCAGAGACUGGACUGGGGAUGAACCGCAAGACUGGAAAGCGGAAAAGCACCUACUGGAACCCUGCUAACCACACACUGCAACUACUACCACUCUAGGGCAGCUACUCCUAAAGGAUCAGGAGAAGAUGAGAAUUGAGACAGCUUCUCCAGGGAAUGAUUUGCUUCUAAAUCCUGCCCAUUUUUAUGAUUCUCUUCAUUUUAAAAGCCUUUCUAACAGCUUCUUUUCACAUGUCUCAUUUAUCAAAGAGUCAAAACUGGACAAAACUCCAGUAACAGAAAGCAAUUAGGUCUGAAGUUUCUGUAGUGGCUAAUCCAUUUUGGAGUGUUCUGUAUGAGGUGUUAACAAAUAAGCCUGGUUUUUACUGUGGUACUUAAAUCUUCCUGAAAUUUAAGAAGGAUAUGUCAGAUCAUUCAAGCAGGAAAUUCAAACGACUUCUGGAAAACCUAACCCAAAUUUUGACUGUCAUCACCAUCUGUACUUCAUAAUAUUUAAACCAAAAAUAUAAGGAAAGUUCUAUCCAUUUGUUGGCAUCAGCUAUACACCUUAUUCAUGGUUUGCAUUUCUGUCACUUCGGACAAUAAGAUAACCUGGGUAAUCUCCCAUUUUUAGGAACUAUUUCAUCUUCCUUAUGUUUCUGUCAUGGGACAAUAGUGGUGCGUAAAAGGCUUCACGCUCCAGGGGAAAACUUGGAAGACGAAUAUAUGCAUGUUUGCAUUGAAAUUUUGUGAAAAGAUUGCCCCACAAACUACAUUCUGGAAAACAGUUUUUCAAAAUGUUCACAGUGGAAACCACUUAAAAGCUUCUCUUUAUUAUUCAUACCACUGUAAAUUUCUUUCUUUCCCACAUUCAGAAUGAGUCUGGCACCAUAUGCAGAGCUAAUGGGAUUUCAUGGAGUGUUAAUAGUAAGACUGUGAGAAGAACUAAUACAGUAUUGUAUUAAUUAGCAACUGUACUAAACUGCAGAGGGUGUUGGUGUAGCCCAAAAGCAUCUAUGAUUUAUAUUCAAACAGCAGCUCUAUAAGUCUGGAUUGGAAAACACUAACACACAUAAAGGUUCACAGAAAUGACACAUUUAGUUUCUUGUCCUUUUCAUACAGGCACCAAAAGUGCUGUGGGAAGACAAAAGGUAAUUUUGAAAAAAAAAACCUCAGAAUUUGAAAUUCUACUUCAUUCAGGAUGAGGACAAGAAGGCAGAAGUUUGAAAUUCUUUAAGAAAAAAAAAACAAACAAACAGACAGCCACAGACUUUUCCAAGUUUAUUAAAAUUGUUCAUCCAGACAUAAUCAAAUGUUGUUAUUGAAUUUGACUUUUUUAAAAAAUUGCACUUAAAAUAUUAUUACAUCCAGUUAAAAGCAAAUUAAAUAUGUCUUGUUCAAAAUUUUAGAAAGUAUUGAUAACAUUAGAAUGGAGUUUUCUGACUCUGUCAGAACUUUUAUCAUUUUUUAUUCCCCUGAAACGCAAUUCUGGCAAAACUUCUCAGGCUUUUUAAAAAGAGUUGCAUUAUGACAACCCUCCACCUUCUGAUGGAAAGGGGUUCUAUGAAACAUCCUCCAUGCGAAUGCAGGCACAAUUGCCUAUGUGAAAUAUUGUCAUCUGUGUUAGAUUAACUCACAGAAAAGCCUGAAGAUAAGGAGCUCAAGGAACCCCUCAGCUGGAUUUUGGUUCAUUUUGCCAUGCUUUGAUAACAAAUCUCCAGUUUUGGUUUUAAUUGCAUAACUCUUCUCCAGCAAUAUGGUUGCAUAUGUUGAGAAUUUCCAAUUUAUGGCAGAGGGCUUCCUGCCAUCAAAUCUUAUUGAAUAAUCAUUCUCUUAAUGUGCUGUCACUAAUUGUAGCAUUAAGGUCAAAAGCACUGUUGGUUAGGUGGAUAUUCUGGUGUGCCUUACAACCUAGAAACUUGUGGUUUCCAUGGCACAGAUGCUUCUGGAAUAUUUUGGCUAAUUCUUCCAUUCUAAUCAACUGGUGAUAGAUGAAAAUUUAUGUAUUGUUAUCAGUGAGAUACAUUUUUCAAGACAAAAAUGUUCUUCCUGUACUUUGUACAUCUUUCUUGUUAGAAUUUCCAGAAUACAUGUACAUAAACAUAUAAUGAAAAUUGGUUCCCUUAACUAUGUGAAAACAGAGACAAGUAAAAUCUUAAUUUAGUAGAAAACCCCAUAUUUCAUGGUUCCCACAUUCCUGGAAAUUAAUGUUUCAUGGCUAUGUUGCUUCCACAGUAAAAUAUUACAGCUUUUCUGGUGACAUAAUGAACCUCGAGAGUAAAGGAACACAAGCACUCCAGAGGCUUAAAUGCAUCAGAUUGCUGCAGACUGAAUAAUAUUUUGAUUUCCUCCUUUUCCAAGUUAUAUUUUGAUCAAGAACUCCCAGUCAACCAGUGUAGGCCACCCUUAAAUGUUCAUGGAUUUGGUUAAGGGCCAUUCUUAGCUUAUCAGUUCAGGGCUCUCUGAACUUUACCAUAAUGUAUAACAAUAAUAAUGAUUCACAAAUUUCAAACAGAAGACCUUGCUUAGGAGUCACCUAUGUAUCAGUUACUCUUGGGUGUUCAAAGGCUGGAUAAUCAACUCAGUUGCUCUGCCUCAACUUUCAGGGUAUUUGAACCUUGCAUUUAAAGAAGUCUUUAACUCAUCAGGCUGCAGUGGGAGUUUGAGUCCCAUUUGUUUGGUGCUCAUUUAGAACUCGCUCCUCAUCCCAAUGUCACCAGAAAUUUAAUCCAAGACCAAGACCUUGGCUGAGGCAAGGUUCACAGAACAUUCAGGGUUCUUAAAACUGAAGUCCUUAUUCACCACUGACAUGUAAUUACUGCAAUACCCAAUUAGCCCUUCAAUCAGAUGUUUCUCCCAGGCAAGCCACUCAAGGAAUGGCUAAGCUUAAGUGCAGUAACACCUACUUCUGCCUUGUCACCACCAAAGCUCUCAUUGAUGCUUGGUGUUCCCACAUCAGGUUCAGUGCCUCUAUUCUAUGUGACAGAAGGCCAAAUGUUAUCUUUAUUACACAGAUGUGAAGUUCCUUGCAAAAGAGAUCCUCAGGCCCUGACAGUAUCCCCCAAAUACCACUGCAACCCAAUGUAGGGAAGCAAUUAUUACAGCAGUCUGAACAGUAAUCCCAACUGUUCAGCUUCAGCAGCCAUCAAAGCUCAAGCUGUUUGUGUUCCAAAGGGAAUUCAGGCAUUACAAACAUCCUUUCAUUCCUAAUUGGAGGAGAGAGCCAUCAUUUUGAAACAUAUUGUUGAACGGAUGUUCUAAAAUAUUUUGUUUCAGAAAUAUUGAAAUUAUCUUAUCAAAUAUUUUUAGUGUGAAUUAUUUGGAUAUUUAAGUAAUCUAGUCUAAGUUGACAUGUUAUGUGAAAUGAUAAUAUAAUACAUUACAGGGUACUGUAAUAGUUGAAGUGAAAUAUUAGUUCCCUAUAGAAUAGUCUUAAUAAAAUCUGUACAUGCCGUGCCCCCAAAUUUUCUUAAACAAGCCGGAAUUUCCAGAGGAGACAGUCAUUUCAAGAGAAAAGGUCCUGGUAAGGAAUAUUUGCCCAAGCUCUUUUUCUCCAGACAUAUCCCAUGGAUUCAGGCAGCCUGCAGUGUGCCUGAUCUAGGGAGCAGCCAGCUUAGACUCUUUGACAGGCAGGAAGAAUAAACCGGCACCUCCAGAGCCAUUCAGACCACCUCAGAGCUGAACUGGCUUGAAACAGAGUCUCUCCUCUCCCUAGUGUUUGUGCAGUAGGAAUGUAAGUGCAUCCUUGUUACGACAGUUCAGCAUCUUCAUUGUUCAAAUCAAUCACACCUGCGGUUUGAUCUGAGGAGCUGCAACCAUCAAAACCAGAAAAAAGGCACAGGCUUUGGUAGUCAAACACCCAUUUAAAAAUCAAAGUCAUGGAACUCAGACACAACAUUAACAGGAGCAAUAUAUCACUGCAUAAUGCCAACUGACAAAAACUUUGCCUGUUAUUCCACUGAGUGCCCUAACUACUUUAUGCCAUUCACGUCACUUUGUUUUGGUGUUUUUUUCUAAACUCUCUUAAUCCAGCCCUCCCAAGACAUUUAC
Cuculus canorus (common cuckoo) is the source of this 5014-nucleotide messenger RNA. It is a transcript of the gene NTMT2, whose product is annotated as N-terminal Xaa-Pro-Lys N-methyltransferase 2. The record is from RefSeq and is a predicted model, not a curated record. NCBI's taxonomy places the organism in Eukaryota, Metazoa, Chordata, Aves, Cuculiformes, Cuculidae. Bases 11 to 973 code for a protein of 320 amino acids. Gene Ontology annotation, molecular function: N-terminal protein N-methyltransferase activity. Gene Ontology annotation, cellular component: cytoplasm. Gene Ontology annotation, biological process: N-terminal protein amino acid methylation. The transcript has 4 exons.